UCCACGCUGGAGCACCAACCCCUUUCCUCGCUGUCGCCUGGUUGAUUCUCUUUCUCACGCUUCUGCCUUUCUAUGAGCCACGGUGCAGAGACUCCAGCACUGCAGCAGAUGUCCUGCCUUUCGCCACUCGAUUCUUCCUCCUCUCUUCUCCUUCUACAGUACUCCGAGUAAUAGUCGCCAGCGAUAGUACGCGAGCCUUAGAUCCUCCGCGUCCUCUUCGGGUUUCCCAACGCUAAGUUCGUUCCUUUUUUUCUCCGUUCGCCGCUAGAGGAGUUUCUAGCGCUCGGAAUGGCGUCGUCAGUAGCCGUCGAUUAUAUCCACGAGCCGCCGCGCUCGCAAGCAGACUACCAGCAAUGGGAGCCACAGGCACCGCCAACCUCACUACCAUCUCCGUUGAACACCUCCCGUCACCCUCACCACCCUCACCACCACCACCACCAGCGGUCCAGCGACGUUCACCCUUCCAUCAUGUCCCCCAUUGCGUCGAAUUGCGACCAUCUUUCGUCGCCGUCGCCCGUCGCCGAGUCUCGGCUCGCACAGCAUCGCCGAGUCUCGUCGCUCACACCGUCCCUCCACGAACCGUCGCAUUCGCGUCGCUCUUCGGCCUCUGCCUUCGACCUGCGCGCGCUGGAGCUUGAACCGAGCAUUACUGAAUCAAGUGUGACUGAAUCGAGCGUGACUGAAUCGCAGGGUGACGACGACGGCGCGAGCUCCACCACCACCACCAGCACCGUUUCGUGCCAUAACGCGUUCGGCGUCUUCGCGCGCCGCAGGCGCCGCCCGAGCGCUCGCAGAGAGAGGUCAGAGCAGUCUGAGAGAUCAGCGAGAUCAGAGAGGUCCGCCGCUCUGAGCCCUCCGGCUGACGUGAACCUUUCUUGGACGAGAGCUGCGCAUGUGGCCCCGGCACCAGAGCUGCCGCGCCUGCCCCGCCAUGAGAUGCGGCGUGACUUGCGGAGGAGAGACGGAGAGGAGAGUGACGACGAGGGGGACGGCGGCGGCGGCGGUAGAAGCGGCCGAGCCGGCGCGGCGGUUUCUAUUUUGAAGGACGGGUCGCCGAUCGCCGCUCCGCGCCAGGCGCGCGGCGUUGACUCCGCCGCGUGGGGGCAGCAGCUCGGCGCGCUGCCGGCUGCCGCGCUGCCGCGGCCCAUCGCCGGCGCGAGCCGGCAGAAGCCGCCGCUCGCGCUGCGGCUGCGCCGCUACGGCGAGCGCGACGGCUGUGCCUCCCCUGCGACCAGCGGGGAGUUGCCGCUGAUGUGGCGGCCUCCGAAGACCCCCGCGAGCAGCGGAGAGAUGGCGAUUUCAGAGGCGAAGGAGAUGAUUUUCGGGUCGACUCUAAGCUCCCCCGCAACCAGCGGGGAGAUGGCGCUUCUUGAGGCGCAAAGGUCCCCCGCCAGCAGCGGAGAGAUGGCGCUCUCGGGCGAGAGCGCGGGGGAGUGUGCGCCGCUUCCGCUAACUCCGCAGGUGUCAACCGGGGGAGGGAGCAUGCAUCGGUCGACGUCACCGUCGCUGUGGAACCAGCUGGAGUCGGCUUCGAAGGAUUUGCUGCUCGCCGCCAGGCACAGGCGCGCGGCGCACGGCGGGAGAUUGCCCUCCCCGAGCCCCCCGCAGCACGACAGGAGAGCCGCCAAGGACGGUGCGCAUGCGUGCCAUGGGCUGUCUCCGCAGCCCGCGCACAAGGCGCACCACCGCCACGGGCUGUCCCUGGGGGAAAUACCCCUGAAUAAUGGUACCGGCAGCAGCGGCGGCAGCGGGAGCGACAAGCGUAGUAGCAAGGGCAGGGUGGCAGUGCGGGCGAGCGCGUCGGCAUCAGCGUUGGAGCUGGUGGACCGGUGGAGCGUGCUACCGUACGACAACGACGCGCGGGAGAAGCCGCGGGAGUCAACGCGCGAGUCAACGCGAGUCAAGCCGGCGAAAGCCCGGAGCGGCAGCCGAGAGCACGGCGGCACGGCCGGAGCAGCGGCGGUGCCGGGCGAGUUCCUCUCGUCGUACUUCGGCGACGCGCCCGGCGCUUAUGUCGAGGAGUUCGCGCUGCAGGAGGCGCGCAACGCGGCGUCCAACGCGGGCAGCGCGCACAAGAAACCAGCGCCGGCGCAAGUGGAAAGCAUUUCCGCGGAUCCUGCUUUCCCCUCUGCGCCCGCUGCUGAGCGCAAGCAGGCGACGUGCGCGCGCAGCUGCAGGCGGAGAGCGACCAGGCGCAGGAGCGGCGGAAAGGGGAGCGGCAGAGGGAGCGGGAGGGGCGGCAGCAGUGGGCGGAGGAACAGCAGCGGAUGCACCAGCAGCUGCAACUGCUACGGCAGCAGCAGAAGCUGCAGUUGCUCCAAGCCUUCCACGAGUCGAACCAGCAGCACCUGCGCCCCUGCGACUUCGUCCUCGGGCGCCCGUACUCCUCCCUCCACCGCCGCUUCGUGCUGUCGGCGCACGAGCUGGGCAGCGGGCAGUUCGGCGUCAUUCGCAAGUGCGUGGAGCGCGGCACGCACAAGGUCUUCGCGUGCAAAACAAUCCUUAAAUCCAACAUCUUGGCGGUGCAGGACGCGGCGGAUAUACGCCACGAGGUGGCGGUGAUGGAGGCCCUGAAAGGCCACCCCCAUGUGGUUAAGAUCGAGGACACUUGUGAGGACGAGGAGGCAGUGCAUAUUGUCAUGGAGCUCUGCUCGGGCGGAGAUCUGUUUGACCGUGUUAAGGAGGAAGGGCGGAUGCAGGAACGGACGGCUGCGAUCGCGUGCCGGCAGGUGGUGCAGGCGCUGAUGUGGUGCCACGUGGCGGGCGUGGUGCACCGGGACGUGAAGCCGGAGAACAUUCUCGUCAAGGGGCGGUGUGAGGCAGGCGGCGGCCGGCACGAGCUGCAAGGGAACGUAGGCGCGGCCGUGGCUGUGCUGGGGGGCGCCGCUGCUGCUCCUGUGAAGUUUUCGGCUGACCCUGGCGGCGCGGUUGGUGGUGGUGGUGGCGGCGAGGCGGAGAUUCAGAUCAAGCUCGCCGACUUCGGCGUUGCCACGUUCACUCGGGGCAAGCCCUGCACAGAGGAGCUGGGGACCCUUCAGUACAUGGCGCCGGAAGUCCUAGCAGGGAUGUACGGCCCAGCGGCGGACAUCUGGAGCGCGGGCGUGGUGCUGCACAUCAUGCUGUCGGGGCGCACGCCCUUCUUCGCGUCCCUGGGGCGCACGGUGCAGGAGGCCAUUCUGCACGGCCCGGUGCGCAUGAAGGGGCCGCACUGGGAGGGUGUGAGCGAGGAGGCGAAGAGUUUGGUCCGCGCCAUGCUGGAUAAAGACGCUGCAACACGGAUCACUGCCAGGGAGAUCCUAGGCCACCCCUGGAUUGCCAAGUAUACGCAAUAAAGUCCUCCACCGGGGUGUUCAGCAAGGUGCCUUUUUCUUCGGCAUCUGCUGCAUGGCAAGGAAGAAAGCUUUGCCGCUGAAGGUGUGCAGUUGCUGCUGCAUCUGUACCCAUAGAUUCUUGUAAAUGGCCACUCACUCUGCAAGUUAGUGUGCAGGUUCUGUUAAGAGCUGCAUGUUGUAGCUAGUGCAGAACCUCAAUACUGUAGGUUCCCUACUUCUAUUAAUUUGAAUAGUAAUAAUCGUCUGUUACAUUUAUUCAAGUUGUC
Closterium sp. NIES-67 is the source of this 3598-nucleotide messenger RNA. NCBI's taxonomy places the organism in Eukaryota, Viridiplantae, Streptophyta, Zygnematophyceae, Desmidiales, Closteriaceae. The record is from the annotation of a GenBank genome assembly.